AUGCUGCGCCGCGCUCUGUGGACGCGCGGGUCUCGCUUGCUCCAGAUCCAGACGCCGUCGGCUACCCGCAGCUUCCAUCGCUCGCCGGCCGCCAUGGCGCGUGUCUUGUGCAGCGACCCCAUCGACCCCGUGUGCCCCGAAUUGCUGCGCGCCGCCGGCCACGACGUCACGGCCGUCUCCACUGCCCUCUCACACGCCGAACUGGUGGCACAGGUUCCUGACUACGACGUGCUUAUCGUGCGCUCUGGAUCUAAGGUGGACCGUGCUGUUCUGGACGCCGCGCAGAAACUGCAGCUCAUUGGCCGCGCCGGCACGGGCGUGGAUAACAUCGACAUGGUGAACGCCACCAAGCAGGGCGUGCUGGUCAUGAACACGCCGUUCGGCAACACUAUCUCGGCCGCUGAGCUCACGGUGGGGCUCAUCUCAGCCGUCUCCCGCAUCGGCGACGCCGCGUCCGAGGCGGCCGUGCGCAGCUCGGAGAUCCACGGCAAGACGCUGGGUAUUGUGGGCCUCGGACGUAUCGGCCGCGAGGUGGCCACGCGCUGCAACGCCUUCGGAAUGAACGUCGUCGGCUACGACCCCAUUCUGUCCAAUGCUAGUGCCAAGGCACACGGCAUUGAGCCUGUAUCUCUAGACGAACUGUUCUCUCGCAGUGACUACAUCUCUCUCCACGUGCCGCUCAACGCCAAUACUAAGCACCUCGUGAACACGCAGCGUCUAGCGCUCUGCAAAGACGGCGUCAAGCUCAUCAACGGCGCGCGCGCCGGUCUGAUCGACCAUCAGGCUCUACUUGAAGCCAUUGAGAACGGCAAAGUCGCGGGUAUGGCCUUCGAUAUCCUUGCACCGUCACCUGCUUCGGACGCCUGGAAGAAGCUCGUGAGUCACGAGAACGUGAUCGUGACGCCCCACAUUGGAGCACUCACUACCGACGCCCAGCAGAAGGUGGCGCGCGACCUGGCCUACAAGGUGAACGACGCGUUGGCCGGCAAGUCUUUCAAGGGCGUACUUAACGCGCCCAAUAUCGACUUUGGCAAGCGCGAGGAGUUCAUGCCACUGUUGUCACUGGCUGAGAAGCUGGGUAGUAUGCAGGCCCAGCUACUGGACGACAGCCGUCUCAAGCGCGUGCUUGUUAUUGCUGAAGGUCCCAAGGUCACGUCGUCGGAGCUGUCGGGACAGCUUGUAAAGGGUGUACUUAAGGGUCUGCUCUCGCAUAUGCUCGAAGAGGAGGUGACGUUCACGAACGCCAAGCAACUCGCGGACGUCAUGGGUAUCCAGACUGUAGAGCACAAGCACGACGAGGCUUCGGGCAGCAGCUUCUCGGACCAGCUUACAGUCAUUUUUGAGAAGGAGAACGGCACGUCCAAGAAGAUCACAGGCACCGUGUUUGGCAAGAGCCAGCUCCGCUUUGUUUCGUUCGAUGACCUGCCCAUGGACGCCAUCCCGAGUGGCUCCAUGCUGCUGUUCAACAACACAGACCAACCUGGUGUGUUGCACAAGGUGACGUCGGUGCUGGCGAAGCACCAGAUCAAUAUCGGCAACUUCGGGUUGGCGCGUGAGAAAGCUACUGCUGCUGCUGUCAGCGUACUGAACGUGGAUGAAGCGAUCCCGGACGUUGUGAUGGACGAGCUGGAGGCGCUGGGUAUGCUAACGAACCUACGUCGUGUCAACCUGCUUGAGCUGAACACAGCUGUAUCUGGUGGAAUCUGGGAGACGUUCCUGAAGCCUAGCGUUACCGAUGAGGAGGGUGCCGACGCUGCUGAAGAAGCAGGAGUGGCAGUUGUGCGUCACCCGAAGCCGCGCGUGAAGCCGGCGUCGCCGAACUUUGGCUCAGGACCUUGCAAGAAGCGUCCGGGGUACUCGUUGGCUUCGAUUCCCGACAUCGUACUGGGUCGUAGUCACCGCUCGAAGUUGGGUAAAGGCUUGUUGGAGGAGGCUAUUGUUCGUACCAAGAAGAUCCUGAAGCUCCCGGAAGAUUAUCAUCUGGGUAUCGUGCCGGCUUCAGACACUGGUGCGUUCGAGAUGGCCAUGUGGUCUAUGCUUGGCGAACGGCCCGUGGAUGUGUGCUACUGGGAAUCGUUCGGCAAGCAGUGGUUCAAGGACGUUACCACGGAGCUGAAGCUUGACAACGUCAGGGAGUUCGGCGCGCCGUUCGGCCAGCUCCCGGACUUGUCCCAGGUGAACUGCGACCACGACGUGCUGUUCACGUGGAACGGCACAACCAGUGGAGUGCGCGUCCCCAACGCCGACUGGAUCCCGGACGACCGCAAGGGUUUGAUCUUCAACGACGCGACUUCGGCCGCGUUUGCCAUGGAGAUGCCGUGGAACAAGAUCGAUGUGUGCACGUUCAGCUGGCAGAAGGUGCUUGGUGGUGAAGGUGGCCACGGUAUCAUCAUUUUGAGCCCGCGCGCUGUGGAACGUCUCGAGUCGUUCGUGCCGGAGAACCGUCCGAUCCCCAAGAUCUUCCGUAUGACUAACGCCAGCACGGGCAAGCUGUUGAAGGGCAUCUUUGAAGGCAGUACUAUCAACACGCCCUCAAUGCUGUGUGUAGAGGACUACCUGGACGCUCUGCGAUGGACGGAGAGUGUGGGCGGCCAGGACGGCCUGAUCGCCAUCUCGCAGCGCAACUUGAAGGUGGUGGAGGACUUUGCAGCCGAGAACUCGCGGUGGUUCAAGUUCCUAGCGGAGGACAAGGCAAUCCGCUCCAACACGUCCGUGUGUCUGCUGAUCGACGGUCUGUCCAAGGACGAGGUGAAGCAGAUGCAGUCGCUGCUGGAGCGCGAGCAGGUGGCGUACGACAUUGGCUCGUACCGUGACGCACCGCCCGGUCUGCGUAUCUGGUGCGGCGCCACGGUGGAGACCAAGGACUUGGAGGCUCUGCUGCCUUGGAUCAAGUGGGCAUAUCUCGAGGUGAAGGGUGCUAGAGACUCCAAGAGCGAAUAG
Messenger RNA from Phytophthora nicotianae INRA-310, 2940 nucleotides. Its product is annotated as phosphoserine aminotransferase. NCBI's taxonomy places the organism in Eukaryota, Oomycota, Peronosporomycetes, Peronosporales, Peronosporaceae. The transcript has a single exon. Gene Ontology annotation, molecular function: NAD binding; phosphoglycerate dehydrogenase activity; O-phospho-L-serine:2-oxoglutarate transaminase activity. Gene Ontology annotation, biological process: L-serine biosynthetic process. The record is from RefSeq and is a predicted model, not a curated record. The coding region runs from base 1 to 2940 and encodes 979 amino acids.